Molecule: messenger RNA, 663 nt
Organism: Aspergillus tanneri
Lineage: Eukaryota; Fungi; Ascomycota; Eurotiomycetes; Eurotiales; Aspergillaceae
Exons: 1
Coding region: 1-663 (220 amino acids)
Source: RefSeq, a predicted model, not a curated record
AUGGGGCCCAGACGCUACGUUACGGUGGGUGAAGGCAUUCUUUAUAUCGGAAUUUAUGUCGGGGAAGCCGUCAGUGGUCAGAUUUCUACGGCCUUCCGGACGACAGGAACCAGCUGGCGGUGGGCGCUGAAAGGCGUGGGCAUCUUCGAAAUUGGGGUUGGUGUUGUUCUGCGCCUUAUUCUAUGGCACGAGACGCCCAGAGGAAAGGCGCUAGUCCAGGAGGACUUGCCCACAUGCCGCAUUCUUUAUAGGUAUUUGCAACACAUCUCUCUCAUGCGCUCCUUCUGGCUGUUUACUACUUCGGCCGGAGUGCGUACCCUGGCGGGCUCGGUGUUUGGAUACUGGUUGUACCCCAGCUCGCUGAAUAUCAUGUCCAACUACGGGAACGUUGUCGGGAUUGUAGGCUCGGUGGCGGCCCUGGCGGGAGGGGCCAUUACGUCCUUAUUUUGGCCUCGAACCAAGCUUACUCCUUUGUAUCUCGUCUCCGUCGGAGGGAUCUUCAGCUCUGUCUUCGUUUUACUCAUGGUUUUUUCCCGAGAUGUGGCAGGCGGGGCUGAGUCGACGGGUAUAAAUAUCCUUUACGGCCAUGGUAGCAGCGUAUAUUACUGCGGAGCUUUGGUUAGACAUGGUCAAUGGGCUUCUGGUGUUAAUGAUGCCAUCUGA